AUGGACUUCCAUGAUCUGAAGCAAUGGGAACCCCAGAAUGAGUCAGAUCAUUCACCCUCUGCAAAGACACCGAAACUCUUUGAACCCCAUCAGGAGCCAUCAGAGUUUGCUCUUCCAUUGUUUAUAGCUGACCCUAAUAACAGCAGGAUCAGCAACCUGUCAGUGUUUUCAGAUUCUUCAUCUACAAGCACCAGAUUUCCCAGAAUGGGAAGUUUCUUCAGCUUGGAUCAGUGGCGAGAGCUUGAACUUCAAGCUUUGAUCUUCAAGUAUAUGCUUGCUGGAGUUGCUGUUCCUCCUGAACUUCUUGAUCUCAUCAAUAAAAGUCUUCUCAGUUGUAUAUCUCGUUCUCCCCAUCACCAGUAUCAUCAGUGUCAGCAUUAUCGAACACCUAUGUUGCAGUUGGGGUAUUGGGGAAGAAGUAUGGUAGACCCAGAGCCCGGGAGAUGCAGAAGAACAGAUGGGAAGAAGUGGAGGUGCUCGAGGGACGUAGCGACUGGCCACAAGUACUGCGAGCGCCACAUGCACCGAGGCCGAAACCGUUCAAGAAAGCCUGUGGAAAUCCCCACACACAACGCUCCCGGUGGUGGCGGCCUGAGUCUCACGCCGAUGGCAGAUUCGUCCUUAACAACGGUGGCUAGUGGAAACCAUUUUGACCUUUCUGUGCCCUCACCCUCCAUUGAUCUUUUUCAUCUCAACCAGAGAUCCUCCGAGUGUAAAGCAGGAAAUGGGGAGCUUGGUCUUGAGAGCUUUGGUGCUUCAGGGGGAGAAGGGAGACAAGUUGGGCGAGGAGUCCUCCGUCACUUCUUCGAUGACUGGCCCAGACUCCAUAAUCAUCACCACCAACAUCAAGAGCAGCAGCCCUGUGCCGGCCCAUCAGCAACCAUUUCGACCACCAGUCUAUCUAUCGCAAUUUCUGGGAAUGAGAUUGCUCCCUCCUCUGAUUUCUCCUUGAAACUGUCGACAGGGAAUGGAGACGAAGUGGGUUCUGAAAUAGGAGUUGCAGGGGAGAGCCUACAACGACGACAGCAAAUAGUGAAUAGCAACAACAAUUGGUCAAUGGGAUGGAGGGGCUACCCUGUGGCUUCCAUGGGGGGUCCUCUGGCUGAGGCGCUGAGAUCUUCCACCUCCAAUACUUCCCCCACCAGUGUCCUGCAUGAGCUGCCUCGUGGUUCUGUGUCGGAGGCCAGUAGUGUUAGCACCUGAAAGUGU
Molecule: messenger RNA, 1209 nt
Organism: Telopea speciosissima
Lineage: Eukaryota; Viridiplantae; Streptophyta; Magnoliopsida; Proteales; Proteaceae
Product: growth-regulating factor 3-like
Exons: 4
Coding region: 1-1203 (400 amino acids)
Biological process (GO): developmental process; regulation of DNA-templated transcription; DNA-templated transcription
Cellular component (GO): nucleus
Molecular function (GO): ATP binding
Source: RefSeq, a predicted model, not a curated record